AUGUCGAAUCCACGUACCGUCACGGCCCUCAAGCGAUGGAGCUGCCAGGACCAGCAGCUUCCGCCGGUUGAUCAGAUCAAGGCCAUCCAUGUCUACGACUUCGACAACACCUUGUUCUCCUCCCCACUCCCGAACAAGCAGCUCUGGAAUGCCGGCACCUGUGGUCAACUGCAGGCCCAAGACUUUCUGCACGGCGGCACUGGCGGCUGGUGGCAUAACCCGAACAUCCUUGCCGCGACCGGCGAGGGACUCGAGAAAGAGGAGGCCAAGGCAUGGGAGGGCAGCUGGAAUGAGAAGAUUGUGGAGCUCGUACAACUGUCGAUGCAGGACAGCUCGGCGCUGAACGUCCUGCUCACUGGCCGCGCCGAGGAUGGGUUCGCCGAGCUUAUUGGCAGGAUGGUGGCUGCAAAGGGAUUGGAGUUCGAUAUGGUGUGCUUGAGACCGACCGCCGGACCAAACGGCGAGUUCUUCUCAAGCACCAUGGUUUUCAAGCAGGCGCUGCUGCAGGACAUUGUCCUGACCUACACCGAUGCCGAAGAGCUCCGCAUCUACGAGGACCGUCCCAAGCACGUCAAGGGUUUUCGCGAUUUCUUCGAAGACUUUAACCGCUCGCUCAUGUCGAUGGGCCCCACCGGACGCAAGCCGUUCACCGCUGAGGUCAUUCAAGUCAGCGAGCAGGACAGCUUCAUGGACCCUGAGACUGAAGUUGCCGAAAUCCAGAAGAUGAUCAACGCCAACAACCAAGCCAUUCAUGAUGGCAUCGCCCCUUCACACGCCGCACCGUACAAGAUCAAGAAGUCCGUGUUCUACACUGGCUACAUGAUUGCACAACCCGAUGUCGACAAGCUUCGAUCGCUGGUCAAGCUCCCGGCUAACUGCCCUGAUCAUGAACUGCGGUAUCUUGCCAACAACAUCAUCAUUACCCCACGACCAGCGCCGCCUUCGAUCUUGCAGAAGGUUGGCGGUAUCAAUGCGAAGAUGAGUUGGAAGGUGACUGGUAUCGCUGUUAUGGAGAACAAGGUCUGGGCUGCGCGUGUGCAGCCGGCUGUCCUAGGUGCCAAGAUCUACACUGAAAACCACACCCCUUGUGUGGUCCUUGCGACUCGGCGACAGGCGAAGCCCAUCGAAGCAACUCGGAUCCAGAGCUGGCAGCCGGUACCAGAAAACCAAGCGUUUGAGUUGGAGACGACAGUGAAGGAGAAGGUGCUGUUGAGGAUAGAGAAGGAGGUGGAUAAUGAAGAUACCUACGAGGCAUCCUUCCCGAACGCUAAGAACGCUCGGAAGCACCCUCGUGAGGAGGACUUUCCACCUCUCGGCAGCAAGAGUGGCAAGCCGGCUCGACCUCAACAGCGUCAGAACCCUCAGCACGGCAACUCUGCAUGGCAGAACAAGCCAAAUGGUGGUGGCUUCGGUGGAGGACGAGGUGGCAACGCUGGACGGGGCGGCGGUGGACGAGGAGGUGGUCAGCAGAACUUUCCGCGCCGAGGCCGCGGUGAUGCUCGCGGGGGCGGGCGUGGCCGAGGAAGAGGUGGAUAUCGGAGCCUCGACGACAAUGUCGGGCAGGGAUAUGGCAGCGGCGGGAUGCAAUACUAG
This is a messenger RNA of Zasmidium cellare ATCC 36951, 1593 nucleotides long. RefSeq lists its product as uncharacterized. The transcript has 2 exons. Gene Ontology annotation, molecular function: histone H2AQ104 methyltransferase activity; RNA binding; rRNA methyltransferase activity. The record is from RefSeq and is a predicted model, not a curated record. Gene Ontology annotation, biological process: rRNA methylation; box C/D sno(s)RNA 3'-end processing. The coding region runs from base 1 to 1593 and encodes 530 amino acids. Gene Ontology annotation, cellular component: box C/D methylation guide snoRNP complex; small-subunit processome. NCBI's taxonomy places the organism in Eukaryota, Fungi, Ascomycota, Dothideomycetes, Mycosphaerellales, Mycosphaerellaceae.